GCCUAAUGGCGUGUCUGUUUGAAAGCGAAGUUUGUAAGAUUAAGAACUACAGCUCCCAGCGUAAAUAGCACCGCCUAUCUAGAAACAUUCUGCAGGGACACAAGCAGCGUAGAGCUAAGCAUAGGAUUUCUGGUUAGACAGUUGACAGGCUGGGGUUGUAUUGGGAAGUUUGGGGUUUAGUUAUUGUUAGGUGCAGUAUUAAAUGUUAAAACAGACAUAGUUGGUUGAUAUUUAUUGUUCUUAUAAAUAUAUAAAAUAGUUCGAGUGGUAGGAUACCGGCGGUAGUUGAUAUAAUUUACAUUAUUUGAGUAACGUUUUGUUUGGGAAGUACUACUAGCUUGCAUAGCUGUCAUAUUUUAAAGCAUAGCUAGGAUUUUACUUUGUAAUAUCAAAUGUUGCAGAGCCUAACAUUACAGGAUAAAAACAUGUUAUGUUGUAGUGUAUUAAUUCCACGGAAAUGAUGAGUUUUUGUAAUUUAUUAUUGACCGCUCGUUAAACUAGGAUAUACCGUCACAGUACCUAUCUCAAUUUUGUGAAGAUAACACUCUCCAGUCAAGUUCAAUUGAUGAAUGCUUCGGCUGUUUAUUUAUUUUGCCAGCAGUAGAUCGUGGGGUGGGAUUAAGAAGGGAGAAAAACAAAAAAAAGGUAUUUAACAUAAUUAACAAGGGAAUCUUUAACCAUGGGUGAUUGUGGCGAGGAUGUAAACGCUAACCUGGUCUCUCACGUCACUGGGGAUUCCCAGCUGGAUAAAGCGAUUUGGCAGUGGAUAACCUGGGAUAAGAAUCCCAAGACGAGGGCGCAGAUUGAGGAACUGGUGAAGGAGGGCAAGAAGACGGAGCUCCGUGAGCGGCUCUGCUGCAGGAUGACCUUCGGGACAUCAGGGCUGCGGGCCGCUAUGGGGGCAGGCUUCUCCCUCAUCAAUGAUCUCACAGUCAUCCAGUCCACACAGGGUAUGUAUCGGUACCUGGAGAAGUGUUUCCCUGACUUGAAGAGAAGAGGCUUUGUGAUCGGGUACGACACACGUGGGCAAGCCGCCAUCAGCUGCAGCAGCGAAAGGCUAGCAAAGCUUGCAGCUGCCGUUCUUCUUUCUAAAGGCGUCCCUGUCUAUCUGUUCUCCACAUAUGUUCCUACACCAUUUGUGCCCUAUGCGGUGAAGCAGAUGAAAGCUACUGCAGGUGUGAUGAUCACAGCGUCACAUAACCCAAAACAGGACAAUGGGUACAAGGUGUACUGGGAGAAUGGCUCUCAGAUAACCUCUCCUCAUGACAAAGAGAUCCUGAAAUGUAUAGAAGAGAGUGUAGAGCCUUGGGAUGGAUCCUGGAAUGAGAACAUAGCUGAUGGUAGUCCUCUGAGGAGUGAUCCCCUGGAUGAAAUCUGCAAAAGCUACAUGGAAGACUUAAAAGUUAUAUGUUUUCACAGAGAUCUCAAUGCAAAGACCUCUUUAAGGUUUGUGCACACAGCUUUUCAUGGAGUUGGGCACGACUAUGUGCAGCUGGCCUUCAAAGCAUUUGGGUUUGCACCCCCUAUUCCAGUUCAAGAGCAGAAGGACCCAGAUCCUGACUUUUCUACGGUCCGUUGCCCCAAUCCUGAGGAAGGCGAGUCAGUCUUGGAGCUGGCACUUAGACUGGCAGAGAAAGAGGGUGCCAGGGUUGUCUUAGCAACAGACCCAGAUGCUGACAGAUUGGCAGUAGCAGAGCAGUAUGAGAAUGGUCGUUGGAAAGUGUUCACGGGUAAUGAGUUGGCAGCACUCCUCGGCUGGUGGCUCUUGGCCUGCUGGAAGGAAAAGCACCCAGACGCAGCUGACAUCAAGAGAGUUCACAUGCUGGCAACUACAGUCUCUUCCAAAAUCCUGCAGACCAUCGCACAGCAGGAGGGGUUUCACUUUGUGGAAACAUUACCAGGUUUCAAAUGGAUUGGAAACAGAAUCAAAGAGUUAAUGGACAAUGGAAAUGAAGUAUUGUUUGCAUUUGAGGAGUCUAUCGGAUUCAUGUGUGGUACUUCAGUCCUUGAUAAAGAUGGGGUGAGUGCUGCUGUUGUGGUGGCAGAAAUGGCAGCCUAUUUAGAGACCAGGAACCUUACGUUGUCCCAACAGCUUUCGAAAAUAUAUGAAACCUAUGGCUUCCACAUUUCAAAGACUUCCUAUUUAAUCUGCCAACACCUUCCGACAAUCAAAAGAAUAUUUGACCGUCUUCGCAACUUUGGAGGCGAGAGGGAAUACCCAAGGUCCUGUGGAGGAUACAGUAUCGUCCACACCAGGGACGUCACCACGGGGUACGACAGCAGCCAACCUGGUCAGAAAUGUGUGCUUCCUGUGACUAAAAACAGCCAGAUGGUCACCUUCACUUUCCAGAAUGGAUGUGUUGCAACUCUGAGGACAAGUGGCACAGAACCCAAGAUCAAGUACUAUGCUGAGUUACGUGCUGCUCCAGGACAGAGCGACCCCGCUUGUCUGAAAGAGGAACUUCAGAAGCUGAUCCAUGUCCUGGUUGAAGAGUUUCUUGAGCCGGACAAGAACAAACUGAUCCAGCGUUCCGUCUAGAAGCACAUUCAUUUACACGCUCCUUCACACAUUCCCAUUCAGGAGCGCAUGAAGGAAUGUCGCAUUGACGUGUUGGAUGCUUCACUGCACACUAGUAUAUACCAUUGCACUUUUAGUAUGUAAUGCAUUAAUCACAUCAAGCCUAUUAAGUGUAGAGCGCCACAUACAUUACAGCAUAUUAAAAUUCAACUUGGCUUUCACAAUAAACAAACAUUUAUGGGGAUUUGAAACAUAAUAGGAAGAACCUUGUACAGGGGACAAUCCUUUACUGCGAUUUAUAGUCACAGCUAUAGUAUAAUGUUACAGGUAAUGCAUCUAUGUUUACAGGCAGCAUCUUUUUUUGUCGGAGGCUGUAAAAUACGUUUUGGUUCAGGGGUGGGCUCUUAACCUUUAGAACAGCUCAUUUCACCGUUGGGAAAUCUCUGAGCUGAGGGAGAAAAUAAUACAUAGGCACUCUACACGUGCUGGAUGUGAACAUGUUCAUCUGGCUGUCUGUCAAGUGACCACUUGCCUACUACGACAUGACAACAGUUUACAGACAUGUUACAAGAACAUAAAGGAUACUGCCGCCUUCUGUGAGGUCUCUGUGCUGUUAAGUUAUUAGCCUAGUUUGGUUUCGUCCGCACUAGUGGAUAUAACUGAGUAUGGGCUCCUAAUGGAAAGGCUUGGAGUAAGUAGCUUCCAAUUACAUAUAGUUUGUUUUUACUGCCCUGCGCCUUUUUGUUAUGCUUGAUAUUGUUCUGAGUGGUUUGGUAAUCAUUGUUUUGAUUCAGCUAAUAAUUUGAAUAUUUAGCAGCAGCUGUUGUAGAAUAACUCUAGAGAAAAUGAUCAAUUUUGAAGCGACAAUGCUAUUUUGUUCUGGUUUAAUAAAUAUUAUGCUUAACCCUAAUGUCUUUUCAAAAGGUGGACAUAAACGAAAUAUUCUGCAAUUUAGCAUUUACUGUUUUUUAUGAGGAAAUUAUUUAAAUAUUUAGGAGCGGCUGUUGUAGAAUAACUCUAGAGAAAAUGAUCAAUUUUGAAGUGACAAUGCUAUUUUGUUCUGGUUUAAUAAAUAUUAUGCUUAACCCUAUUUUUAGACAGUGAAAUACUGUGAAGUAAGCAAUUUUUUACCGUGAAAAAAAUAGUCCUAACUAUGCGCUCAGGAGCUGCUUUUUGUUCUAGUUGUCUGACAGACAUGUUGUUUAUGCUAGAUUCACCAUUCAAAGUGGCAGAUCACAAGGUCAUGCUGGCUUACUUUUAUAAAGACAAUGACUGGUCUUGCCUUUGCUGUUUGAAAUGCGUUACAAGAUAGACUGUAAGCUUAGCAAGUUCUGGCUGCAUUGGGGACAGAAAAAAAAAACUGUGGUUAUAAAAUAUGUGCAGAGGUUGACAAUAUGGCGCCUAAAUGCCUUUCUUUACAUGUCGCCUUGGAAGAUGUAGGCCUAAUGAUUUUAAAAGACUAUUGAUUGUACUGUGUGGGUGGGUGUUGUGAGCGUGAGUCUAAAUAUAAACAUUAGCAGCGGGAAGGAAGGUGUCUUGAGCUGUAUUGUUGUGCAUUAAAUUUCAAAAGCACCUUCUUUUCUGAUUAUUGGGGGUGACAGAUGAGGUUACAGAGGAUAAAAGCUGACUGGAGGGAAAAUACCUUCAAGAUUAUAUAUUUUUAUAUUGAUAAUGAUUGAUCAAAUUGCUACUGGUCUUGGCGCGAAGUAGAGUUUCUAAAUGAAGCUUAAGCAUUGUUGUUUACAUGAAUUUAAAGAAUGUACCAGGCUGCAUGCAUGACUAUAAAACAGGGUUUAACAAACGGUGGGCUACCUGCUUUAAAGAUACAAUGCACUAUCAAGGCAGAAGUUAUGCUCGGGUCAAGUAACCUGCCUUUUGAAAUAAACCAUUUGCUAAUUUGUUCCAACACACGGAUAAAGGCGUAUUUAAAAUAUACUGCACAUUAUAAAUCUACUAAUUAUUUUUAUGACAGUCUGAGGCUUUGGCUAAUUGAAUAGAAAGGCUUAUGGAAAAAAAAGCCUGGACAAUCACUGUUCUGUGUAGGAGGUUGAGGUAAAAACAGCCUGUAGCUGUGUAAAAAUAUAAAAAUUAAAGCUUUCACAUCUCUUAAUAAAACCACGACAAAUAAUAAUAAAAGAAACACCUUCGGUAAAAAAAGAACGUUUCUAAUUACACAGCAGAGAUUAACGCAGCUGUAGGGGAUGGGCUGCUGCGGGGGGGGUUGCUGUAUUUUCUAAUGCUUGAACUGUGCGCACAAUUCCAAAAGCGGAGGAAGAGCUUCGCUUUUUAUCUGCUUCUCUGUUAUGUUACCUCAUUGUCAUGUUACCUCGUUGUUGGCUCAGAAAUACAUGUUUGUUGUUGGUUUUUUUAUUUUUGUUGCUUUUCAGGUAUCAUUUGUGUUUGAACAUUUAUUUUUGCUCUGGGAUAAAGCCUAAAAAAAAAAACCAAACAAACAAAAAAAAAAAUCAUUCCUUUUUUUAUAUGCCCUGUAAGAGAAACUGCCUUGGAUUGUGCAAUGUUAUAUUACUCCCGUGAGAGACAGAACAGGUUGCACGGCUCUAUUGUGUGUCAGAGGUGGUUUUCAGUUUCUUACAGGUGACUCUGCCUCGUCUAUUGCAAAUACAUGGAAAGCUAAGUGGCAUUAAUGUUUACAACAGAGCUGAGUAAGUUCUGUAUGUUUUAAAGAUUAAUUACAGCUAUGAAUUGCACCCUAAAUGUAGUCUGACACAAAGGUGUGCAGACAGUUUUGUUGUUUUGAUGGGUGGGGUUCUGUAUAUUGAGAAAUUGUAGCUGAAAAUGCGGACAGUUACAAGAGAUGGAGAUCUCCUGUAUGAACCACUGUUUUUUUUUUCUUCUUGUUUUACAACAUGGCGUUUUUGUUUCCUUUCAUGUAAUUGUGGAAAUCCCCCCCCAGAAUAAAAAUAAGACAAUUAUAAAUAGGGUGUCCUGGUAUUCAGGAAAAUGUAUUAUUGAACAAAAACAUUACUUAGGAGCACUCUGUGUUAAGAGGAUAAAAGGCUGACUGGAGGGAAAAUACCUUCAAGAUUAUAUAUUUUUAUAUUGAUAAUGAUUGAUCAAAUUGCUACUGGUCUUGGCGCGAAGUAGAGUUUCUAAAUGAAGCUUAAGCAUUGUUGUUUACAUGAAUUUAAAGAAUGUACCAGGCUGCAUGCAUGACUAUAAAACAGGGUUUAACAAACGGUGGGCUACCUGCUUUAAAGAUACAAUGCACUAUCAAGGCAGAAGUUAUGCUCGGGUCAAGUAACCUGCCUUUUGAAAUAAACCAUUUGCUAAUUUGUUCCAACACACGGAUAAAGGCGUAUUUAAAAUAUACUGCACAUAAAAAUAAUUAGUAGAUUUAUAAUGACAGUCUGAGGCUUUGGCUAAUUGAAUAGAAAGGCUUAUGGAAAAAAAAGCCUGGACAAUCACUGUUCUGUGUAGGAGGUUGAGGUAAAAACAGCCUGUAGCUGUGUAAAAAUAUAAAAAGUAAAGCUUUCACAUCUCUUAAUAAAACCACUACAGAUAAUAAUAAAAGAAACACCUUCUGUAAAAAAAGAACGUUUCUAAUUACACAGCAGAGAUGAACGCAGCUGUAGGGGAUGGGCUGCUGCGUGGGGGGGGGGGGGGGGGGGGGGUUGCUGUAUUUUCUAAUGCUUGAACUGUGCGCACAAUUCCAAAAGCGGAGGAAGAGCUUCGCUUUUUAUCUGCUUCUCUGUUAUGUUACCUCAUUGUCAUGUUACCUCGUUGUUGGCUCAGAAACACAUGUUUGUUGUUGUUGGUUUUUUUAUUUUUGUUGCUUUUCAGGUAUCAUUUGUGUUUGAACAUUUAUUUUUGCUCUGGGAUAAAGCCUAAAAAAAAAAAAAAAAAUCAUUCCUUUUUUUAUAUGCCCUGUAAGAGAAACUGCCUUGGAUUGUGCAAUGUUAUAUUACUCCCGUGAGAGACAGAACAGGUUGCACGGCUCUAUUGUGUGUCAGAGGUGGUUUUCAGUUUCUUACAGGUGACUCUGCCUCGUCUAUUGCAAAUACAUGGAAUGCUAAGUGGUAUUAAUGUUUACAACAGAGCUGAGUAAGUUCUGUAUGUUUUAAAGAUUAAUUACAGCUAUGAAUUGCACCCUAAAUGUAGUCUGACACAAAGGUGUGCAGACAGUUUUGUUGUUUUGAUGGGUGGGGUUCUGUAUAUUGAGAAAUUGUAGCUGAAAAUGCGGACAGUUACAAGAGAUGGAGAUCUCCUGUAUGAACCCUGAAGUCCACUGGUUUUUUUUUCUUCUUGUUUUACAACAUGGCGUUUUUGUUUCCUUUCAUGUAAUUGUGGAAAUCUCCCCCCCCCCCCAGAAUAAAAAUAAGACAAUUAGAAAUAAGGUGUCCUGGUAUUCAGGAAAAUGUAUUAUUCAACAAAAACAUUACUUAGGAGCACUCUGUGUUAAAUUUCAAAUUAAAGUUUAAUGUUGCUGUACUUUAGUAUUGAACAUUACAUAUGAAGAGCCUUGACAGAUGGAUUAAAACCUCAACAGUUUUAAAAGCUGGGCUCCAGUAUCUACUGAAGGGAGGUUUGUGGGGUGCAGAUUUGACACCGAGACAAUUUUUAAAUGGCACUUAUUUAUUUUCUAAUUAAAUUAAGCUUGUUUACGUGUAAUUUAAUUGUUUUACUUUAAGUGGCAUCAAGAGAAGUAAGUGCAGUGUGUAAGCAAGCAACAUUUAUAAUCCUACCUGUUUUUGAAAGUAUUUUAGACCCUUGUCUGAAAUACCCCGAGACAUGUAUAGCAUGUUUGAAAAGUUCCUGUCUAAUCUUAUGAAAUCCUAACCCAGUUUAAUAUGGAGGUAUUUAUUGUGUCACCAGGUAGAGUUACUGGUAGAGCCAGGAUCUGAUCAUAAUAUAUAUGUUAUUUUCAGUGCAAUUUUGUCACACAUGCCGAAUUUAAAAAGAGCAAUUGACUUUUCAAUCCUGCAAAUGUCUUAUUUAAUCAAGUUGUAUGACUUUGUUUUAUUUAUUUAUUUAUUUAUUAUUAUUUAUAAAUGCUAUUUUCUGUAUGCAAAAUGUUUAAGUGUGUGGGUUUCAAGUAAUAAAUAUAUUUUUGCUUGUGA
This is a messenger RNA of Acipenser ruthenus (sterlet), 7596 nucleotides long. Its product is annotated as glucose 1,6-bisphosphate synthase. The coding region runs from base 680 to 2539 and encodes 619 amino acids. Gene Ontology annotation, molecular function: intramolecular phosphotransferase activity; magnesium ion binding; glucose-1,6-bisphosphate synthase activity. The transcript is spliced from 14 exons. Lineage: Eukaryota; Metazoa; Chordata; Actinopteri; Acipenseriformes; Acipenseridae. Gene Ontology annotation, biological process: carbohydrate metabolic process. The record is from RefSeq and is a predicted model, not a curated record.